CUUCGAAGGUGCUAUGGCGGCUACCGCGGCCGCGGCUGCGGCGGCUGAAACCACUCAUUUGCAGGUUUGCGGCUGCAAGGGCAUCCGGACCUGUCUUAUUUGCGAGAGACAGCGCCACGGGUCCCCGCCUUGGCAGCUCUCCCUUCAGAAAAAAUACUGUUUCCGUUACUGCCCGGACACAGGCUGGGCCAUGGGGCCCAAGGACUCUGACUUGGAGGGUUGGGCCUUCCCCUUCCCGGGAGUGACAUUGAUAACGGACUUUGUGACCCCGGAGGAAGAGGCUGAGAUGGUGCGUCUGAUGGACAGUGACCCUUGGAAGCUCUCUCAGUCCGGGCGAAGGAAACAGGACUAUGGCCCAAAAGUCAAUUUUCGGAAGCAGAAGCUAAAGAUGGCGAGCUUCCAGGGUCUCCCCAGCUUCAGCCAGAAGGUGGUCCAGAGAAUGGGCCUCUACCCGGGGCUGGAGGACUUCCGGCCUGUGGAACAGUGUAAUCUGGACUACAGCCCAGAGCGGGGUUCGGCCAUCGACCCCCACCUGGAUGACGCCUGGCUGUGGGGCCAGCGGCUGGUGAGCCUCAACCUCCUGUCGGCCACUGUGGUGUCCAUGUCCCGGGAGGCCCCCGGCAGCCUGCUGCUCAGCUCGGCCCCCUCCAUCGGACCGGAUGCUUUGGAAGGCAGGUCUGUCCCCUGCCAGGAGGUGGAAGUGGCCAUCUCGGUACCCUGCCGCUCCCUGCUGGUGCUCACAGGAGCCGCGCGGCACCAGUGGACACACGCCAUCCACCGCAGACACAUCCAGGCCCGUCGGGUCUGCGCCACCUUCAGAGAGCUGUCCAGUGAGUUCCUGCCUGGAGGGAAGCAGCAGGAACUGGGGCAGGAGCUGCUGCAGGCCGCACUCUCCUUCCAGGGAAGGCCCGUGUGAGCACAUCCCUGGGCACAAGAGCUGGCGCUGGCCUGGCUGGAAACAUGGCUCCAGCACGACCAUCGGGGGAGCGAGCCCUGAGGUCUCUCCACAACUCAUUAGAUUCAUUGGUUGCCUGUCCUGGAUCUCCUCUGUAGACCAGGCUUAGCCUCGAACUCAGAGACAUCUGCCUGCCUCUGCCUCCCAAGUGCUGGGAUUAAAGGCGUGUGCCACCACUGUCCGGCCUAGACUGGCCUUGAGCUCCCUAUAUAGCCAAGGAUGACUUUGAACUCCUGAUCCUCAUGCCUCUACCUCCUGAAUGCUGGGAUUUGGCUCAGGUUUCUUUUUUAGGUACUGGGAUGGAACCCAGGGCUUCCUGCUUGCUAAGCAAGUGCUCGGCCAACUACCGACUCUUUUGGGGUUUUUGAGACAAGGUCUCAUGUGGACCAGAUGGCCCUGGAACUCACGAUGCAGCCUGGCUUUGAACUCGCCAUCCAUCCUCCUUCCUCAGCCUCUCAAGUACUGGGAUGACAGCCCAGUGACUAGGUUUUCUGAGGAGCCAUGUGACCCCUGAUGCCAUGAACAUUACAUACCCUGCCCAGAGCUGGUUCUAACGGACCUGGAUCUUGGCUGCUCUUUGGGUUAUUCAGUUUGUCAUAGUUUGGAGGGAUUCAGUCUUUAAAAAGCCUUGGUAUUUGGGAGAAGCACGAUGGCUGAGUGGGUAAAGGCGCUUGCCACCAAGCCUGGCCGCCUGCUUGAGUCUUUGGAAUCUCCAUGGUGGAGGGAGGGAGCCGACUCCUGCAGGUUGUCCUCUGACCUCCACAUACGCAUUACCUCUCCGAUAAAAUUUAUAAUAAAGGAGAAAAAAGAAAACCCUGAUCCCGUGUGAGAUGGUUUUCUCCUUUCCCCAGCUCUGUGUGAAGGGGUUGCAGUUAUAUGUUUUGUUUUAAGACAGGGUCUCACUGUGUAGUCCUGGCUGGUUUGGAACUUUAUAGACCAGGCUGGCCAUGAACUCAGAGGUUCUUCUGCCUCUGUGUAAGUGCUGGGAUUAAAGGUAGGCACCAUUCCACCACGCCCAACCCUUUUUCCUUUUUUUUGAGAUAAACUCUCCAUUUGUAGCCCAGGCUAGCCUCAAACCCUCAAAUUUGACCAUGCAGGUCCCAGGGAUCAAACUUAUUCGUUUUAAUUACAUUUAUUUACUUACUUAUUUAUUUAUUUAUUUAUUUAUUUAUUUAUUUAUUUAUUUAUUUAUUUAUAGGAGUAGGGCAAUUGGGGGGGGAUGCACACUUUAAUCCCAGCACUUGGGAGGCAGAGACAGGCAGAUCUCGGAGUUCUAAACCAGCCUGGUCUACAUAGUGAGUUCCAGGACAGCCAGGGCUGAACAGAGAAACCAAAAACUAAAAACCAAAAAAAAAAAAAAAAGAAAGAAAGAAAGAAGAAGAAGAAGAAGUUGCAGAGCAGGGCACACUCUGCUCAGCCAUAGAACUUCUAUGGAGGAGGGAGGGCAGACGGGCCAAGGUGGAUGAUGGGGGUGUGUGGCUGGCCUGCAUGACAGUCCUCUAUCCUGAGGCUUUGGAGACAGAACACACCGUCCUGCACCCCCAGGAAAGGGUCACACUCAGCCCUGGGUUGGUUUGUUUUUAUGAUACCAAAUUUGGGGGCAUUGUACAGGUUGCCACAUGUAUGUGGGUACACCUGCAUUAGCUGUGUGUGAGUAUCUGGAGGCUAGAGGUCAACAACUCUGGUUCUUUAUUACAUUAUUAUUAUUUUGGGUUUUUUGAGACAGGGUUUCCCUGUGUAGCUCUGGCUGUCUUGGAGUUCACUCUGUAGACCAGGCUGACCUUGAACUUGGAGAUCCACCUGCCUCUGCCUCCCGAGCACUGGCAUUAGAGGUGUGUACCACCACCAUCCGGCUACAUUCAUUUAUUUAUCGUGGUGUGUGUGUAUGUGGUAUGCACAGGGUCAGAGGACUGUUUGAGGGAGUCAGUUUUCUCCUUUCCUUGUGUUGGUUCUGGGGCUUGAACUCGGGUCAUUAACCUUGGCAGCAAAGACCUCCGCCAUCUGAGCCAUCCAAUAGCCCUACCAUUGUUCAGGUACCAUGCAUUUUGUUUGUAAAACAGGGUCUCUCAUUUGCCUGGAACUUUCCAGGUAGGCUGAGCUGGCCGGCAUGAGCACAGGAACCCGCCUGUCUCCUGGUCCCCAGCUCUGGGGUUCCACCCCCCACCCCCACCCCCGGUAUCCAGCUCUGGGCUCUGGCAAUUGAAUGCAGGUCUUCAUGCUUGUAGGCCAAGUUCUUUACUGACUGAGCUCAACUCCCAGCCUCUGUUUUAAUUCUUAUUUUUAUUUUAGAAGUUAUCAUAUUUUAUGUGUUUUUUGCAUGCAUAUAUUGUCUCUGUACCAUAUGUGUGCAUGACCCACAGGGCCCAGAAGAGGGCAUUGGAUUCCCUGGACCUGGAGUUACAGAGUUUUGUGAGCCUCCUUGUGGGUACUGGGAAUCAAACCCUGGCUCCUCUGGAAGGGCAGCCAGUUCUCUUAACCACGGAGCCAUCUCUUCAGUCCCAAUAGCUCUGUUCUUUCUGAUACCUGAGAACUAGCUGAGAGUUGGGGACUAUCUAGGAAGUCUGUACCAGGGGCUAAGUCACCGGCCAUGCCUGAAGAGAGCUUUGAAAAGGCCCUGUGAGAGGCAGCUUGGUUCCCUACCGAUUCAGUGAGCCUAGGGCCCAACAGAGUGAACAGGCUUCCAGACUACCAUGACUGCUGCCCCUGCAUCCUCUGAUACAGAGUAUGAUGAGGGGCUGGGGUGUGGCUCAGUGGUAGAGCACCUGCCUAGAAUCCCCCAGUGAGGGGCUGGGGUGUGGCUCAAUGGUAGAGCACCUGCCUAGAAUCCCCCAGUGAGGGGCUGGGGUAUGGCUGAUCUAUAAAAGAUUGUCUUGUAUGUGGUGGAGCCCUGAGGAUGGAGGCUUGAAUGAGUUAUUACCUAUGUGGCCCCUCGCAUAUGUAAUAAAACGAUUCUCCCCAGCCGUGCCUGAUGCCUAGUGGCUGGCUCUAUUCUCUGAUCUUCAGGCAAGUUUAUUAGCAUACACAAUGUAUCACCACAGCUAACUGCCAAGUUCCCAGUCAAGUCAGACACUAUGUCUCAACCAAAGAUAAUAUCCAAGGAGGCACCUGAAGUUAACCUCUGGCUUCCACAGCAGGUAUACAUGCAAGCGUGCACACACACACACACACACACACACACACACACACACAC
Molecule: messenger RNA, 4145 nt
Organism: Peromyscus californicus insignis
Lineage: Eukaryota; Metazoa; Chordata; Mammalia; Rodentia; Cricetidae
Gene: Alkbh4
Product: alkB homolog 4, lysine demethylase
Exons: 3
Coding region: 14-916 (300 amino acids)
Biological process (GO): actomyosin structure organization; oxidative demethylation; protein demethylation
Cellular component (GO): midbody; contractile ring
Molecular function (GO): oxidoreductase activity; actin binding; demethylase activity
Source: RefSeq, a predicted model, not a curated record